This is a messenger RNA of Cinara cedri, 7545 nucleotides long. Lineage: Eukaryota; Metazoa; Arthropoda; Insecta; Hemiptera; Aphididae. The record is from the annotation of a GenBank genome assembly.
AUUUAGCGAGUUUGACUUGUGUUUUAUCACUAUUAAGUGCUUUACUACUUGCUUGGCAAGAUAAAAGAGCUGAAAAAUUACUUCACCGCAAGGUACUUGAUGCUGCAGAAGUUGUGCAAAUAAAAGAUGUUAAAAACUUCCCAAAGAUCUUUUGGCUUGUUACAUUAAUCAUUGUUUGUUAUUAUACAACUAUAUUUCCAUUUGUAGCAUUAGGAAAGUAAGUUAAUUUUAUUAUAUUAACUAACAUUAUUCAAUAAUAAUAUAGUUUUUAAAUUAUAUUUAAUUUUUACAAAAAAAAAAACAAAAAACAACAACACAUGAUGUACAAAUAGUUUUUUUUUUCACAAUAGCAAAUUUGCCUUAAGCAGACCCAAUUUAGUGUUAUUAGUUUUGAUAUUAGAAAGCAUUGACCUAUUAUCAAAAUCCAAGAACUAUAUUUGUAUUUGUACAUUAGUUUAUUUUGCUUCCAAUAAUUACAUUUUUAGGCAAAAUAUAAUCAUUGAAUUGUGAUAUUUUAAACUCAUAUCUACUUAAAAAUUUAAAGAACAAAAAACUAUACAGACACAGAUGAUGGGCUUUCAUUUAAUUUUGAUAAUAGGUUAAUUCACUCUAAUAUUAAAACUAAUUGCACACAAUUGGUUCUGCAAAGAACAAUUUGCUAUAAGUUUGUCAAAUGGACACAGCAAUCGCUGGGGCUGCCCUCCUAGUUUAGUGAUGCCUAUUCACUGAUAAAGGCAAAACAUAUGCUACAUAAAAAAAAAAUUAUAUAUAUAUAUAUAUAUAUAUAUACUUACAUUUUGUCAUCUGUAUUGCCAUCACUUACUCAAUUAUAAUAAAUAAUUGUAUACAUUUAUCUAAAUUACUAAUUUUUUAAUUUUAUACAAAAAUGAUCAAAAAAUAUAAUUUUCUUCUAGCAUUAUUGUUUUUGCCUUUAUCAGUGAAAAUAGCAGAGAAAAGUCUCAUUUUCACAAAUGCAUGUGUAGCAUCUUCUAAAGUUUUUUUUUUUUUUGACUAUUAAACAGUUGUACUCAGGAUUAUUUAUAAUAGAAUUUUAAUAAUUUUAGAUUUUGAGUGAAGAGAGAAAUGUGUUGGUUUUAAAAUGUUUAUUUUUUUUUAUGUGAACACUUUCUACAAGAGCUCACUCCAAUUAUCAAGUAUAGCACCUUUUCUGAAAAGAAAUGUUCUCUAGGUGGUACUUUAGAGAGGUUGUUUUUUGAAAUUCUCAUUUAUAUUUGAGAUACUGAAAAAAAUUGCCAUUGUUUUAUUUAUUUUUUGUUAUUAAGUUUUUAUUAUUUAAAAAAAUAUUUUCUAAACAAUUAUUGUUGUCUUGGAAAGAUGCAUUUUAAUAAUUUUACCCUAAUAUAAUAUAUUGUUGACGAUACAACAUUAUCAACUGAACUUUUCAGUUGAUAGUUUUCAGAACAGAAUUGUUUUUAGUAAGCAAUGGUUUAUUGUUGUCUACAAGUAUACAUUCAAUUCCCAUCUGUAUCCUACCUUCCCAACUUCCCAUCUACAACAAUAGUUGCACCCACGUGGGACUUAUGUCUGUCCUUUAUUUAUGCAAACAAAAUAUGUUAGGAAAUUACCAUUUUAUACUGGCCUUAUAACUUAUUCAUGUAUGGUAUAUAUUAUUUCAAAUAACUUAAAUUUUAUUUGUUCAAAAUGUAUAGGACUAUUCAAUUUAUAUAAACAUUAUAUUAUGAAUUUCAUUCAUGUAUACAAUUUUACAUAUUUUGUACAUUUUCUUUUCAUACAUGAUAUGUUUUUAUUAUUAUUAUUUAUAUUUUCCAGGGUGUUUUUUGAAAGAAAGUACAAUUUUUCACCAGAUGCAGCUAAUUUUAUAAAUGGAAUUAUUUACAUUAUAUCAGCUGUAUGCGCACCAUUUCUUGGUUUGGUAAUUGAUAAGACUGGACGAAAUCUAUUCUGGGUAUUUUUAUCAAUUCUUGGUACAUUAGUUUCACACAUGAUCUUGACAUUUACAUUUGUCAACCCCUAUAUUGCUAUGGUAAGAAGAGUUAAUAUACAUUUACAGUACCUGUAGAUAAAUAUAAAAUAAGUAUCUAUAUUAAUAAUUUGAAUUUAUUCAUUUUUUCUUUUUUUAGUUUAUAAUGGGGCUUUCUUAUUCAAUGUUAGCAAGUGCAUUAUGGCCUCUUAUUGCAUUGAUUAUCCCUGAACAUCAAAUAGGAACUGCGUAUGGAAUGCAAGUGUUUUGUAUAUUUUAUUUCUAGCUGGUUAAUUAUAUUUUAAAAUUUAUUAACUGAGAAUAAGGGCUAAAAUGAAUUAAAAUGGAUGUAUGUUAUGUGGGGAUCUCAACAUGGUUAAAUUUAUUAACUUUUGAACCAAAAUUGUAUUUUUCGAACCAACAAAUUAUUCAAAUUAAAUAUAUGUAUAUAUAUAUUGUCAGUCAUAAUUUAUUUAUUAUUAAAAUAUUUCAUAAAAUAUUAUAAUAUUAUAAAAUAAUUAUAGACUUACAGUUUUAAAUAUAGUAUACAUAAAUCAGUUAAUUAUAAUACACAAUUUAUACAACAUUUUAUUUCAUAUGUGUAUAGUUAAAUACUUAAAAUAUUGUUUUAUUUUUGCAUUGUAUAGAACUCAAUCUGUUGAAAAUUUUGGUCUUGCUGUUGUGGCUUUAUUGACUGGUAUAAUUGUGGAUGCAGAUGGCUACUAUAUGGUGGAACUAUGUUUCUGUCUAUUACUGUCAGGUAAAUUUUAUAUUGUUUUAAUAAUGAGCAUUAUGUGUAUUUAUUAAAAAAAUUUAGCUAAGUUAAUUUAAUGUGAACAUUUAACGAAUUCUGAUAUUUAAGUUACUCUAAAAAUUAACCCGGAAUAUACAAUUUCGGUUAAAUAGAGUAUAAUUUUUUUGUUACCUUAUUCUGUAGGAAUAACAUAAUUUAUACUGUUAUGGUUUUUUUUAUUCCUAUUUAUUAUUAAAAUCGGAAUUAUGAAUAAAUAAAUGUAUCUUUUUAGUUUUAAAUAAAAUGUUUAAAAAAAAAAAAAAACUGAUUUUAGUUUCUUUGUUACUGACUGCUGUACUGUGGAACUUGGACUCUAAAAACAAUGGAAAUCUGAAUAUGAGUAUUAAGCAGAGAAUCCUGCUAGAAUUAAAAAAGUAAGUGCAUAUUUAUUUAUUUAUCCGAAGUAAUGUAUGUUGUUCUUUUUUAUUGUAAUUUAAACUUUAAAUUGUUUUUAUUGUUUUAGGCCUCCUCCUCCAGAAGAACAAACUCUUUUACAAGAUAAUGACAUAUGUAACGAAGAAUAAGUAUUCAAAUUUAAGUUUAACUAUUUUUUUAUAACUAUAUUAUACUUUGAACAAUAUAUUUAUAUAUUUAUAUUUUCAAUUUGACAAAAAAAGGGUGCGCAAUUAUUGCAUUUUGUGUGCACUGCUAAUGUAUAAUAUUUGAUUAAACUGAAACUCAACAAAUCUGGGCAGGUAUUUUGUGUUUGAUUUGAAAUAUUGAUUGGUCUUGUGUGUACUAUGGUGACUAACAACUAUUUACUUCUUCACUACUGACAAUAAUUAUUAAUAAUAUAAUAAUGGUAAAUUGUAUACUUGAUUAAUAUAUUAAGGAAUUAUAGAAUUAUUCAAAACCAAAGUAUAAUAAAAAGGAACCUAUUAGUUUUGGCCUAAGCCAUCUUCAGGUAACAUAAAUAUAAAAUAAAAUCACUCUUAAGUACAAUUAAAAUAUAAUAAAAUUGAUGCCAAACUGAUUCAGAAAGAUAAUAUUGUAUAUAAAGGAAAAUAAAUGUGUAUACAAAUAUAAUAUAUUAUUAAUGUAAUGAAUUAUGAAAGCAUGAUAGUGUAAUUAAAUGUUUAUGUUUUCAUUAAAUUAAAUAUUUUGAAAUUACAAUUUUUUACUUUUUAAAAAUGUAUUAUUCUUCUUGUAUACUGUUAAUAUAUCAUUACAGUGUUUUUAAAAAACCUACUCAACUGGGCACUGACACCUUAAAAUUAAAAUCAUAUGUACAAACAAAAAAUAGUAUGUUUUAACUUUAAACUUUAAGUUUUUUUUUUAAACCAUUUUAAUUAUCAUCAACAAUUUAAUAUGAUUCAUACAAUAGUACCCAAUAAUAAUUUUAAUAUAGACCCUGUUAAUAAAAUAAUAAGAAAUGAUCUUCCAUACAACUUUGCAAACCUCUUAAUAAUAUAAUAAUAAAUAAUAAUAAAUAAUAAAUAAUAAUAAGAUACCAUUUUAUACUAACAACACUAAAAAAGAUUGUUAAUUCCAAAAUAAAAAUAAAAAUUAUACAUUUAAUAUAAAUAUUUAAAAUAUUUUGGGGGCAUACAAACUCAAGGGUAAUUGUAAUAAAUUGUACAUAAGUAUAACUAAUAAAAACUUUUAACAUUAAAAAGAAAUAGAUAGAAAAUGAAUCCAAUCAAAAAUCUAACUUUGUAAAAUGUCAAUAAAUAAAUAUAAUAUAGGUUCUAAAAUAGAAAAAGAUUUGGACAUAAUAAACAAUUAAAACAAUAUAUGCAUACUAAUGAUAUCCUAGAAUUCCAAAUUGGUAAUGAAGCAAAAACACAAAUAGUUUCAGCUAUAUUUUAAUCAAUAACACCAAAAUUUGAUUAUACUAUCAUAAUUUCAUAAUGCAACAUGUUAUAUGAUUUGUAUACACCUUUAUUUGGGAACCCAAGCUACCCAGCAAAAUUUAGAAAAGCAAAUCUUGUUAUUAGUAAUAUAAUUUCAUCUAAAUUGAGGGAGGUAGACAAAUCUAUAGCUAAUAAUGUGUGACAUGAUAAUGUAUAUUAAACAUUCUAAAUUUUGAUUUUCCAAGGUUUGAUGUUGGAAUUUACGGUUUUUCCAAAAUUAACUUUUCAAGUUCUGUUAGAUGUCCAUUUAUUUCUUUUAAAAAACAAUUUAAUUGUAUUUAUUAAGUUUUUAUUAUUUUAUUAUACUUUGGAUUUGAAUAUUUAAUAAUUUUAUAAUUGAUUCAAAUUGUUUUAAAUAACUUGUUCUACCAUUUAUUAAUGUAUUAGUCAUGAUGGUAAAAUCUUAUACAUUAUCAUAACAAUGAUAUUAUUUUGAUUUACCACAUUAACAUUAAAAUCAUAUUUUUCACAUUCAAUUUCAAAACGUUGGCAUAUUAUCAGUGUCAAUCCUAUGUAGUUGCUGUGUGCAAUUUUCAGUAAAAUCAAAACAUUACAAGUACCUAAAUAAAUUAAAAAUAUUUUAAUAAUGAUAAAAAUAAAUAAAUAACAAAUUUCUAUUUUAAGGCACCAUAGUAUUUAAUGUAUACUCCUAUACACUAUGCAGUAUGAUAUAGUAUAUAUAUCGCACACUCACUUAAAAAGUGACAUUAACUGAAUAAAUGAUAAUAUGUAAUAAUAUUAAACAUGGAUAAAACUUAAGACCGUGGUUUUCAGUGUGCUCAAGUAGGAAUUUUAAACUCCCUGGCUCCAAGAGUGCAUUUGUUAUUAAGAGUUUGUUUGUUUGUGGUAAGUGGUAACCUCAGUGUAGAUAAGGGAUUAGGUAAUCUGUUAAUAAUAUUCACACAAAUCGUAGUAUAUUAUGAUUAAAAAUUAUUAAAUAACAUUCAUUCAUUUUAGGUCAAUGUAAGAAUAAAGUAUACUUUAAAUUCAAAAAUUAAACCUCAUCGAAAUUUAUAAAAUCUGCAGAUUGUAUGGAUAGCUGAUUGAUAAAAUGUGUUUCUUUAUCGUAAACCACAACUUGCCACAUUUUACCAUAACGGUGACAACUAUACUCUUCUGGAAUAGUAAUCGAAUACAUGAUGGAUAAUGAAUAUGCCCAAUCCAUGUAUAUAUUAUGUAUAAAUUAUCAAUGGAAAAAUUAUAAUUUAAACAAUUUGAAUAAGUUUUUCACUAUAUUCUAUGCAAUUUAUUCCCUAUAGAUUUGUUGCCUUAAGUAGUACACAAACUUUAUAGCAUAAGGUCUAUGGGAUAAUACUUUGUUUUGUUGUUAAGACAAAAGUGAGAUAAACCACUUAAUAGUUUUGUGUAAAUAAAUUGUUGAUACACCAAUAGUGAAAUAUGUGCCAUACUGCCAUGUAUCGGCCAGUGAAAAAUAAGAAUAGACUUAUGACGUUUUAACACUAUAUACUUCUGAUAUUUAUGCUAUAAUAAACUGGAAAAUCAUGGUCUUUUUAGUAAUAUCACUUUUUGUUGGGUAGGGGAGAGCUGCGAUAUGUAAACACAAAAUGAUUAUUUAAAGUGGGACAUUAAUUAUUGUUUAGCAUUUUUUAUUCACAUAUCUAUUAGUAAAUUUUUAAAAUUUUAAAUAAGGUACCUAAUACAAGUUUUUAAGUUUCAACAGUAAAACACAUUUCUUAAACUAUUGAUUUACAAAGCAUUUUUCAGAAAAUUAUAUUGAGUAUUAUAAUAAUCUGGUAAAAUGGUAAAAACUGAUUAAAAGAGCGGUUGAGCAGUAUUAAAUUUUAUAUAGGUAUGUGCGAUUUUAAUAUUAUAAUACUCUGCUUGUGUUUUUUUUCCUUCAAAUAAUAAUAUGCCUUGAAUAUUUGAUAAAAAUAAGCCACCUAUUGAUGACACUUUUAACUGCUUGUAUUUUAAAAAAUAAUAUAAUUAUUACUUAAAUGAACUAUAAAAUAUCUAUUCUAAAAAUAAAUUCAUGUGAUGAAUAUAACAUUUAUUAACAUUUAUUAAUAAUACAAUCCAAAAAUAAUUUUUAACUGUUUCAAAUCAAAUUUUAUAUUGCUGCUUUAUUGUUACCCAUCAUGUAAUCAAUCACAUCAGUUUUAUGUUAAAAUAUAAUAAUUGUGAGUUGGAUGUUUUAAUCUUUAGCUUAUUGUUAUUUUUAUACAAAUACUUUGUAAUCAAAAGUCUGUAAAACAUUUAUCUGUAACAGAAUAAUGUAAUAAUAUGCAAUUAAUAAUCAGCGCAUAGGUUUCUAAUAUUUGCACAUUGAUAUAUUAUGUUACCUAUAAUAAUUAUUACUAGCAUAUUAUAUUAUGGAUAUAUUACUCUGUUAUUGUCAUUCCUUUUAUUGUGUUCCAUAAUAUUAUUAAGUUGAUAAUAUUUUAAUCAUUAUUUUCGAUUAUUGUGUAUAGUUUUUAAAUAUUAUGUUAGUUAAAAGUUUUAUGUUGUAAUUUCAAUACUAUAUUGCAGUAUUUUAAAAUUAAAAUUAAAUAGUUGCAUCAUAUUAUUUGUACCUACUUUACCUUAUUAGUUUUCUUAUUAUUAUAUUAAUAUAUUACUUUUUGCUUGAAAAUGGAUGUUAAAUUUACAUUAGGUUAUAAUAACAUUUUUAAUAUAAAGAUUUAUCAUUUAUAAACAAUUGUAUCCUUGAUUCAUAUUAUCAUAAUAGAUAUUAUAAUUAUAAUCUGUUAUUGAGUAUUUAUUUUAUACUUAUAAUUUAUUGUACUCUAGUUAUAUUUACAAAACUAGUUAACUAGUAAAAAUCAAUUAUUCUGCAGAAUGGUUUACUUAGGCAUGCACAAUAGUUAAUUGGUUAGACUCAAUAGUGGAUUGUGUCAAAAUAAUCCAUUAUUGCAAUUAAUCGAUAUAUUUUGAAGAAGCAAUUUAUUUACUCAACGUGUUCAAUAGUCGAUUGGAUUGCAAUAAUAUACUAUGGG